This is a messenger RNA of Selaginella moellendorffii, 1666 nucleotides long. RefSeq lists its product as uncharacterized. The transcript has 7 exons. Bases 73 to 1608 code for a protein of 511 amino acids. The record is from RefSeq and is a predicted model, not a curated record. Lineage: Eukaryota; Viridiplantae; Streptophyta; Lycopodiopsida; Selaginellales; Selaginellaceae.
CGUGAAGAAAAUGGAGGGUUGAGGGUUUAUGGCGCUGAGGAGGAGCUCCAUUCUUCGCCGCCGCCAUGGAGAAUGCGCGCGAGGGCCUACGGCUGCGAAUCGAUCGAAGAAAGGAAGAGUGUCACCGACGAUAGGGCGGAUUUGUGCCGGAAGCUGGCCGAGUCUCGGGACAGGGAAAUCGGCGCUCUUAAGGUGGCGCUCGAGGCACGGAAAUGUGAGUCGCAGGCGAUCGCGAUGUUCAACCAGAGGAUGAAAAUCGACGUGUGUGGCAUGGAGGAUGAUGUCUCUGGCGGCCAUACCCGGGAGCUCAAGGCGUUGCGAAACGCCUUGGUAGCACAGGAACAGGAGAAUCUCAAAAUCAUGGAGACGAACAGGAAGCUCCAGAAGCAGAUCGAGCGGCUGAAGAGUGGGAAGUUUGUGGCUGAGAGCUACGAAAGCGAAGAACUCUCGAAGGACCUUGGCGGUGUGAGACCAUUCGAGCAAUGUGUCAUAAAACUCGGCAAACCUGAAGGGAGAGUGGUCGAACAGAAGAAGGUGGAGGAGGAAAAGAAUGGUGAAGAGGAGCCUUUAUUCCACAGCGAGGGUGUCCCUAGCGGCGAGGAAAAGCCUGCCGCCAUCGCGAAGCGCUCCAUCGUCCCCCGGAACGUAGAUCUCGUGCACCCAUGGCCGGAAUGGGUUUCCUUUAUACAGCACCUCAAGAAGACAUCGCACUUGAAAUCAACGAUGGACAAAGUUGACGAUGCUAUGAGCAUGGAGGAGAAAAUCAAAGCAGCGGCAAUGAGCUUCUGUGCCACGCACGAGAAUGUUUUGCAACGUUUGUCACAGGAUGACUUGAUGGUUUUUGGUGCUUUCGGGUGCCCAAACACGGACAGGAGAAUUGUUAACUCGGGAAAGAGAUUGAGAAAGUAUCUAAACCUGACCGAAUCGGAUGUUUGCAAGUUCUGUAGCCACAGCAACGUCUGCUCCAGAGCGAGCUGCGAAAGUACUCCGUCUGCGGUUCCUGCGGAGAGCAGCGACAUUCUAUGGCUUCUUCUUCAGUUUGGAUUUGAUGCGGUCAGUGAUCACUCUGAGAAAAGGCCACUGCCAGAGGAUGUCGAGAAAACUACCAGGAGCAUUCUGCAGCAGCUCGUGUUCCUCGCUGAUAAUCCCCAUGCUGUCGUCGAGCGUCAACAAGAAAUGGAAAAGACGGCUGUCAAACCGGGAAACUGGAGAUGUACAAGGUGCAAAUUGCUUAACUUUAGUGGCAAUAAGUUCUGUCGCGGAUGCAGUACUCCAUGUGGGCUCCGGACAGGAGAAUGGAAAUGCUUCAAGUGCAAUCAAAAGAACUUGGCAAGAAGUCUAGUAUGUGACGACUGUAGCGCACCACGACCGCCAAAAGAGCUUCGUUGGGGAGACUGGGAAUGUCCAAACUGCCAGGGGGUCAACUUCGCGAGGAACAAGGACUGUUUUCGCUGCAAUGGGAAGCAGCCUCCUUUCAAAGACCGACAGGUGAUUGGAGUGAACAGAAGCACCGUUUUGGAGACUACAGCGGCCCCAAGCUUCACACUGGGAGUGACGCCGUGGCUCAUGACCAAAGAAGAGAAAGAGGCAAGCCUCAAGAAACGCUAAUUCUCUGUUUCUGUAAUGUUAUUUUUCCAGUCAAAUCACCAAAGCUUUCUUGAAGUAA